AUGUCACGGCAGCAGUUUAUGCUGAAAAAUGCAAAGCAAAGGUUAACCAGGCAGCUCAACGCCCUUACGGGCCUGUUGGAGGAAGCACGCGAGUUCGAAGAACCGUGGAACUUCCCAAACGGAGCGGAAGAGUUAGACCUUUUCAUAGUUUCAAAAGAUAUGAUUGUCAAAAACCUAGUAUCUAAACUGAGUCAAAGAAAGGAUGACAUCAGCAACUAUUAUGCUGAAUGCAACCAGUCAAUCUUCAAUCUAGAUCAGGAAGAAAAAGAGGAGACUGAAAGACAAUUUGAUGACUACUGGCUUGAGAAAGAAGGAGAGAACCUCCUUUACCAAGCUGAAAACGUGGAACGCCAAUUGGAAAUACGCCUUUUGGAACUUCAAUGUCAAGCAAAAUCUGGCAAGCGAGAACUCAAAAGGGAAGAAGAGCAAGAGGCCUCGAACGAACUCCAGAGCGCAGGGAAUUCAAAUCAGCAAGCUCAUCCCAUCAAUGCAUGGACAAUGGAACGAAGACUACUCGGAAAUGAGUUAAAGGUACCUCACUUCCAUGGCAAGCCUUCAGAAUUUGACUCCUUCUGGGAAUUAUUCGAAGAAUUAGUACAUAAACAGCCUUAUUCAAAUAUUGAGAAACUCUCAAUUCUCCUCAAUAGUUGUAAGGGAGACGCGGCAAGAACUCUUCAAAUGAUACCUAGAACAGGUGAGUCCUACGAGAAGGCUGUAAAUCAAUUGAAAAGUCAAUAUCAAGAUCCGAGAAGAAUCAUAAUGCAAAUGAUUAAAAAACUUAAGUCAAUGAGACAGUGUCAAGAUGACCAUCGUUCUUUGAGAAACAAUCUUAGUGAUAUUCAAGCCAUUAUAGCAACAUUGGAAAAGCAGGGGGAGGAAGUGAACACCACUAACCUCAGAACAAUGGUCUUGGAAACAUUCUCAAAAGCUAUUCAGGACGAGAUGGCCAAGAAAGAGUUCGAUUCUGGCAACAUAUGGACUAUGGACCAGCUACUCGACAACCUGGCAAUAGCUAUCAAGCGGAAAGAACACGUUGACAGCGUAAAGGACCCGUAUCAAGGCGAACGCUCCAUUUUCCACACAAGUACAACGAUCCUCCCAAAGGUUCAAGAAAAUUCGACUACAGAAGAGUCAAACGAUGAAUUCGCAAACACUUUCAUAAAUAGUAGUAAUGUGCGUUUAAUGAUCGUUCCGGUACAAAUACAAUCUUCAGAAAGUCAAGAGAAAGAGACCGUACUGGCAUUACUAGAUUCAGCCUCAGAUCAAUCGUUCAUAUCAACAUCGCUUGCCCGUCGAAAGAAUCUCAAAACUCAAAACGAAACUACAAUUUUGGUGAAUACAUUCGGAGGAAGAGCCGAAAAAAGAAGAGCAAAACGAGUAAUCACUUCUCUGUUCAAUAGAGAAGGUGACCAUAUCAAGGUUGAGCUUCUUACAAAUGAUACGAUUACACCCCCUCUUAAUAUGGGCUCUUUACUUCCUGAAGAUGAUCUCUUUAUACAAGAACACUUCCCCACCGAGGAAUGGCACUGGAUCUCACGAACGACCUGCGGCACAGUAGUCCCCGAACUGCUUAUCGGGAUGGACUAUUUCAACGCCAUCAUGCAACUACACACACCAGUGAUACGCCUCCCGUCUGGACUUUUCCUUACAUCAACCUUCUUCGGCCUAGUAGUGUCGGGAGUUCCUGAUGCCACUAAUGAGCAAACUGAACUUGCAAGUUACGGCAAACGGAUUCUAAAUACAUACAUGAUUUUUGACUCAACUUCUAAUCAUAUGGACAUUUCUGAAUUGUGGAAACUCAACACAGUCGGAAUUGAAGACAUGAGCACGCAAGAAGAAGUCAAUGACCAAAUAGUGGCAGACUUCUAUUCAACAGUUCAAGUCAAGGACAACAAAAUAUUUGAUAAUCUCUAUGUCGAUAAUGUCCUUCUCACUGAUGAUUCCACGCAAUCACUUAUUGAGAAAUAUAAAUCAUUGAAACAAGUGUUCAAUAAUAUGUCCAUGAAUUUACGUCAAUUUAUUACAAAUGACGACUAUUGCAAUAAGUCAAUAGCUCUCAAAGACCUCUCAACCAGCAAGUCAAUAAAAAUUCUCGGAAUUCCGUGGAACCAUCAAAAGGACACUUUUCAUCUUAAAUGCAAACUACGGCACUCUUCCACGUUAACUAAACGUAAGGUUUUACAAGCAACUCACUCAACCUUUGACCCAUUGGGGUUACUCAUACCCUUAUUACUACCUGCAAAGUUUUUCCUUCAAGAUCUUUGGAAAGGAAAUUACAAAUGGGACGAAGAGUUACCCCCAAAGCUUAAAUGUGAGUGGCAAUCAAUCUGCGAGAACGCAGCUGGGUUCGAAACAACGGUCCCUCGCGCGCUCACAGACCUUACAACAAACAACCGCUAUGAAAUCCAUACAUUUGUCGAUGCGUCAAUACGGGCAUUCGCUGCGGUAGCCUAUCUACGAACGAUCAAUGAGGAUGCUGAUUGUGCGACAAAAGGCGCCAAUAAGACACAAAUGAGUGACAACAUCUGGUGGUACGGUCCUCCCUUUCUUCUUCAUGACAACUCAAGAUGGCCACAAUUACCAGAAUAUUCCUGGACGUCAAACGGAAACGAAGCAGACACAAACUACCAGGAAAUAUCUCAAACUGUGUUAGCCACCAACACCGAGGAACACGUUCAACAAUCAAUAUUUCUCGGAAACUACUCAUCAUUCAAAAAGUACAAAAGGGUUCUAGCCCUAGUUAUGAAAUUUCUCAAAUUUACUAUCUUUAAUAAGCUCUCACUAAAAUAUCAAGAGAAAUUGAAGAAGACCAUACCAGAACUAGAAAAAAUCAUCACGGACCAACCACUGACAUCACUACAAUCAAUCGACCUCACGAUGGCUGAACGAAGAUUGAUCAAGUGGGCACAGCAAGUACUUUCGCACGAAAAACUUGCGAAACUCAGCAACCUACGACUAUACAUGGACGAAAACGGAAUUAUGAGAUGCCGAGGGAGAAUUCAAGCUAAGCAUUUAGCGAGAGAAACUCAAGAGCCUAUUCUCCUUCCAGAAAAUCACAAUUUCACUAAUUUAAUUAUACAAGAAAUUCACCGUCGCUGCGGACAUCAAGGCGUUAAUGGGACAUUGGCCAACAUACGGCUAAACUACUGGAUCCCAAAGGGACGUCAAACAGUCAAAAAA
This is a messenger RNA of Haemonchus placei, 3180 nucleotides long. NCBI's taxonomy places the organism in Eukaryota, Metazoa, Nematoda, Chromadorea, Rhabditida, Trichostrongylidae. The record is from the annotation of a GenBank genome assembly.